Messenger RNA from Lampris incognitus (smalleye Pacific opah), 756 nucleotides. It is a transcript of the gene c11h2orf76, whose product is annotated as chromosome 11 C2orf76 homolog. Bases 157 to 534 code for a protein of 125 amino acids. The record is from RefSeq and is a predicted model, not a curated record. The transcript has 5 exons. NCBI's taxonomy places the organism in Eukaryota, Metazoa, Chordata, Actinopteri, Lampriformes, Lampridae.
UUUAAACAUGCCCGAAUGUUUUGGUCUCUUCCGAACGUCAGUUUAUUGAGUCAGUUUACGCUUUGAUUUAAUAAGGUUAGCGUUUGAAAUCCACUUUGAAAUAUUUUCCACCCAUCUCAUCUGAUAUCGUGAAGAUCUUCGUCGCCACUGCAUGCUAUGGCCAGCGAGGUUGUAGUCACGGUGCGCUUAGUGAGGUCUUUUGAACAUAGAAAUUUCAAACCAGUCGUGUUUCGUGGCAUUAAUUUGGACCAGACGGUACAGGAGUUUAUCCAGCAUGUCAAAGACGAUAUUGCAACGAGGGCCGGUCUGCCGCCACCUUUCAAGAAGUAUGGUUAUGACACAAUGAAGAUUAUCCAUCAGGCACAUGGAGCCAAGACUAAUGAGUUGGUGAUGAGUUUAGAAGACGAUGACAAGCUAAUUCUGCAGAACGGCCUGACGCUAAGAGCUGCAGGAGUUGCUAAUGAAACAGAGGUGGCCUUCUUCAGGAAAGAAGAUUAUGGUCUCUUCAAAGCAAAUCCCCAAACUGUUUGGUGACCACAUCGCUACAUUUACCAGAUGAGAUUCACAAAAGUCAAACAUACCAAAAAUAACAGGGACGAUUACUUAAGUGCCCCCAUGUUGACAUCGAAAUGUUUUAAGUUUGCUUUUAAAAAACAAAAAUAUUGAUGACAAACUUGUCUGGUUUCCCUUUUUUAUUUUUUUAAUAGUUAAUGUGAUUGUUUAUUGAUUUGCAUUGUAUUAAAUCGUUUCCUAUUA